Molecule: messenger RNA, 373 nt
Organism: Symsagittifera roscoffensis
Lineage: Eukaryota; Metazoa; Xenacoelomorpha; Acoela; Convolutidae
Product: histone H4
Exons: 1
Coding region: 35-346 (103 amino acids)
Biological process (GO): nucleosome assembly
Cellular component (GO): nucleosome
Molecular function (GO): structural constituent of chromatin; protein heterodimerization activity; DNA binding
Source: RefSeq, a predicted model, not a curated record
UUCAAUUUCUACAACAACUACAACUGCAACAACCAUGUCUGGACGAGGAAAGGGAGGAAAAGGACUUGGCAAAGGAGGAGCAAAGAGGCACCGAAAGAUCCUAAGAGAUAACAUCCAAGGCAUCACCAAGCCAGCCAUCAGACGUCUUGCUCGACGAGGAGGUGUCAAGCGUAUCAGUGGACUGAUCUACGAAGAGACCCGAGGAGUGCUCAAGAACUACUUGGAGAGCGUGAUCAGGGAUGCUGUAACCUACACCGAGCACGCCAAGAGGAAGACCGUUGUAGCCAUGGACAUCGUCUACGCCCUCAAGAGACAAGGCAAGACCUUGUACGGAUUCGGAGGUUAAGAAGCUUCUUAGCCAGCUGCUCUCCUA